This is a messenger RNA of Plenodomus lingam JN3, 1371 nucleotides long. RefSeq lists its product as uncharacterized. Lineage: Eukaryota; Fungi; Ascomycota; Dothideomycetes; Pleosporales; Leptosphaeriaceae. Gene Ontology annotation, cellular component: extracellular region. Gene Ontology annotation, biological process: chitin catabolic process; carbohydrate metabolic process. The record is from RefSeq and is a predicted model, not a curated record. Gene Ontology annotation, molecular function: chitinase activity; chitin binding.
AUGCGUUUCUCUACCGUCGCUACACUCGUUACUGCAGCUUCCAUCGCUGAAGCCGUUCCAUCUCGGGAGCGGCCUCAUGUGACUGCUGCUUCGCCCGGCCGUGGCGGUCUCUACCAGUCGGGCGCUUUCUAUGUCAACUGGGCCAUCUACGGACGCAAGCACUUCGUGACCGAUCUCCCAUACGACAAGCUCACCAAGAUCAACUACGCCUUUGCCAACGUCAACAACGUUACUGGCGAGGUUUUCCUCUCUGAUGAGUGGGCUGACAUCCAGUACUCGUACCCUGGCGAUGUUGCCACCAACGGCACGCAACUCCUGGGCAACUUCAACCAGCUGUUCAAGCUCAAGCAGAAGAACCGCAACCUGAAGGUUGCUCUUUCCGUGGGAGGCUGGACUUACCGCGAGAACUUUGCCCCCGCUCUCAAAUCUGAGGAGGGUCGCGAGAAGUUUUGCAACUCUACUCUUGCGCUUGUUGCUGAUCUCGGUCUCGAUGCUAUUGACAUCGACUGGGAAUACCCCCGCAAUGCCGAACAGGCUGGACACCUUCUCGCUACCGUCAAGCUCUGUCGCCAGAUGUACGACGAGUACGCUGCACAGUACGCCAACAACUACCACAUUGAGAUCGGUAUCUCUGCGCCUGCCGGACCCCAGCACUUCAUCAACAUGCCCGUUCGCGAACUUGACCAAUACGUUGAUAACUGGAACUUGAUGGCGUUCGACUACCAGGGUGGCGGUUUCUCCAACUUCACCGGCCACCAGAGCAACAUCUACCCCAGCCGCUCUAACCCCAAGACCACCGACGGAUGGGUUGUCGAGGAGAACCGUUACCGCCCAUUCAACACCAAGCAGGCCGUCGACUACUACAAGGCCAACAUUGCGGACCCCUCCAGGAUCCAGCUCGGUAUGCCGCUCUACGGCCGCUCCUUCGGCAAUGUCGUCGACCUCAGCAAGCAAAAGCGCGGUCUCGGACAGAUGUUCAAUGGCUCCGGUACUGGUACUUGGGAAGCCGGUUCGCUCGACUACAAGGUUCUCCCUCUCAACGGCAGCAAGGUCUACACCGACAAAGAGACCAUCUCCUCCUGGUCCUGGGACCCCAUGAAGAAGGAGUUCGUCUCCUUUGACACCCCCAAGAUCGCCACCUGGAAGACCAAGUGGAUGCAGGAGCAGAACCUUGGUGGUUUCUGGUUCUGGGAAACCUCUUGUGACUUCGCCUACACGCACGAGAAGAGUCUCAUCAGGACUGCUAUCAAGGCUAUCGGUGGUGAGCAGAACUUGAAGGCCAACCAGAACAACCUUUACUACCCCCGCUCUAAGUACUACAACAUCCGCAAUGCGGCCAACUCUACCAUGCUUCUUGCUUCAAGGAGAUAG